AUGCAAAGCGUGUGGGUCCCAGAUCCAGAACGAGUCUUCGUUCGAGCAGAAUUGGUGGAGGAAAAGACACUUCGAAACAAGCAGAACAAAGAUGAGCAUUGGGCGGUUGUGAAGGUCGAUGGAGGCCAAGUAGAAGUCCCAAUCGAGGAAGUAUGUGAGGUUAAUCCCAACACAUUUGACCGAAUUGAUGACAUGUCAGAAUUGACCCAUCUGAACGAGCCCUCCGUUCUGUAUAACUUGGAAAAUCGAUACGCAGAUGACACGAUUUACACUUACUCGGGGCUCUUUCUCGUUGCUAUCAACCCAUAUAGCAACAUUCGCAUUUAUUCCCAGGACUACAUUAAUCUAUACCACGGAUCUCCAAAAGAGGAUAACAAACCGCAUAUAUUCGCCAUUGCAGAGCAGGCGUAUCAGAAUCUACUGAGUUUGAAACGCGACCAGUCUAUCUUAGUCACAGGUGAGUCUGGGGCAGGAAAAACCGAGAACACCAAAAAAAUACUACAGUAUUUGGCCAGCAUAACGUCAGAAGACAAGCUAGCACCUGAUACCACGCAUGAAAGCUUCGAGCGUAAGAUCCUGCAGAGUAACCCCAUUCUAGAAGCAUUUGGUAACGCCCAAACGGUGAGAAACAAUAACUCCUCAAGAUUUGGCAAAUUCAUAAAAAUCGAAUUUGACGAACUGGGUAAGAUCAAUGGUGCUCACGUCGACUGGUACCUUUUGGAAAAAUCUCGAGUCAUUCAACAAGGUCCGCGUGAAAGAAACUACCACAUUUUUUACCAGAUGUUAUCGGGCCUUAGUGCUCAAGACCUUCGCAAGUUUGGUCUGGAAACCAAUUCUAUCAGAGGCUACCGCUAUUUGCGUGAUUCGAAUGCGAGUAUACCAGGCGUUGAUGAUACCCAAGACUUCCAUGCACUACUAAAUUCUUUUAAGGUCGUAGGUUUUACCGAAUGUGAGGUUCAUACAGUUUUGACUGUCAUAGCUAUCAUACUUCAUAUUGGUAACAUUGACUUUGUAUCCGAAAGAGCCGAGCAGGCGUCAUUCAGUAAUAGCGUUGAAACCCUUUGUCAACUGCUAGGUGUGACGGAGUCCGAUUUCAAAACCGCUAUACUGAAGCCAAAAGCCAAAGCCGGCAAAGAUUGGGUUGUUCAGUCGAAAAAUGCACAACAGGCCCGAUUCAUUUUAAACUCUUUGUCUAGGUCGUUAUAUGAGAAUUUGUUUUCCCAUGUUGUUCAGAAAAUCAAUGAUAAUCUCGAUCACGGUUCCAUGACAGAAAACUACAUUGGUCUUCUCGAUAUAGCUGGCUUUGAAAUUUUUAAGCACAACUCUUUCGAGCAACUCUGCAUCAACUACACCAACGAAAAGCUGCAACAAUUUUUCAACCAUCAUAUGUUUGUUCUCGAACAAAACGAAUAUCUCAAGGAAAACGUCCAGUGGAGCUACAUUGAUUACGGAAAAGACCUUCAGUCAACGAUAGAUCUAAUAGAAAGGAAGGAUGAGAACCCCGGCGUUUUGCCGUUACUGGAUGAGGAAUCGAUUUUGCCCAAGUCAACAGACGAUUCUUUCUACUCGAAACUGGUCUCUUUUUGCAGCGACAAAUCCGCCAAGUUUAAGCGCUCAAAAAAAGACAGAUGUUUUGUGUUGACGCACUACGCGGGAGACGUCGAAUACAAUGUCGAAGGGUGGCUAUCAAAAAACAAGGACCCUCUGUCGGCUAACCUAUUGCAGCUCUUGUCCACGUCCUCUAAUGAUCUGAUAAAGCGAUUUUUCGAUAGUAACGACUCUCAACCUAAUGCUUUCAAAACAUCUUCCCAUCGGCAUAGGAGUCAAUUGAAUUCACUUUUGGAUCGGCUAUCAUCCACAGAGCCUCACUUCGUGCGUUGUAUUAUACCUAAUGACAAGAAGAAAGCUCACGAUUUCAAUAGGAAGCUCAUUUUGGACCAGUUACGGUGCAACGGUGUGCUCGAAGGUAUUAGAAUAGCUCGAGAAGGAUAUCCAAAUCGUAUCUUUUUCAAGGAGUUUUUUCAGCGUUACAAGAUCCUAUCAGAUGAAUACCGUUACUCCAACAACUCCAAGAAAAACUGCGAGAUAGUACUGUCCUCUUUGCACCUCGAUCCGGCAUUAUUCAAAGUAGGAAACAGCAAGCUAUUUUUCAAAGCUGGUGUUCUGGCAGGUCUAGAAACCAAAAAGGAGGAUCGCAUUGCAUCCAUGGUGUCCAAACUUAUUGCAAAAAUCAACGGAACGAUAGUAAGGAGACAAACCUCUGAUCAACUGAAAAAAUUGCAGGCUGCGCAAGUGCUAAAGGUCGCUUUCACCACAUAUGACAAGCUAAUGAAAGAUCGGUGGUUUAGUUUGUAUGUCAAAAUCAAGCCUUUGUUGGACUCGACACAGGAGAUCUCCAAGACCAAGAAAAUAGCCGAGCAUGUCAAACAACUUGAAGCAGAGCUUGAACGUGUGAAUUUGUUAAACAGAACUAUUUCAACAGACAAAAGUGCCCUGACAGAGGAUCUUACCCGCGUGAGGGAGAUACUUCUCGUAGAGAGAAACAAACUCAAAGAACACGAAGAUAAACUGGAACUGCUGAACAGCAAAGAGAAGGAGCUGAACGAUCUUCUGGAAGAAUCUGAGAAGCAGAGGCAGCAUCUGACCGACGAGAAAAGCACCCUACAAAAAACUUUUGAAAAGUCCCAAGGUGAUAUGCAAAGCGCUGAAGAUGGUGCAGCUAAAGCACAGGCAUUACUGCUUAAACUGCAGAAGGAAAAUGAAGCGCUGAAUGAUAGCAUAGCGAAGCUCCAGUCAGAGCUAAACGGCGCCAAAAUUGCAUGCUCUCAACUCGAAUCUGAGAAACACAAAUUGAGUGAAGAGCUGGGCGCCAUGGAGAAGGAGCUUUCAUCAAAAAAGAACAGCAUAGCAGAGUUAGAGACGAAGCUUUCACAUUCAGAUAUUGAGCUAGAAAGGGCCUUGCAGGGCUUGGAGAAAAAGUUCCACAGCACGAGUAAGAGAUUGACAUCAUUAGUUGAAGAAAAUAAAUAUCUGAGGGAUUCGCUCGAGAGAUCUAAAAAGGAAUCUGUGGAAGUGCAAAACACAUUGCAGUCGAAGGAAAAAGAGCUGCAAAGAUUUCUGGAGCGGUUGGAACAAAACCAGGUCUUAAUACAAUCUCUCAACAAGGAAAGGGAUGAUCUUUUAUCGGAACACGUAAGCCUAAUAAGUGGAGCCAAAGCUCUCCAGGCAGAGCUUUUAGAAUACAAGAAAAAGAAUCAGGCGCUGGAGCAAACAUGUAAAGCUUUGCGAGACACUGCCAAUUCUUCUAGCGAAACUGCUUUAUCAAAGGUACCUCAAAACGAGCAGACCACCAAGAGAAUCGAAUCAUUAAGCGAGCAACUUGCCAGAGAAAAGUCUUUGACCAAGUUUUUGAACGAAAGACUUAUAGACAAUGCCUCAAGCCGAACUUCCUCUAGAUCAACUAAUGAUCAGGAGGAUAGUCGACUCAUGUCUGGUGAGGAUAUUUUCGAGGCCUACGAUGAGCUCAAAAUCGAGCUGCGAGAGGCUUCUUUUCGUCUCGAGAAAGAGGUCAACCAGAAAAAAGAUCUUAUUUCCAAGCUACGCUUUACUGAAACAAGGCUGGCAUCAGCGUCGUUCGAAAUCCAAAACAUGUCAUCACAACUGAGGGCCUUAAAAAGUGCCAUAGUUAAUGCUGGCUUGCAUGUAAAUCUCGAAGAAAUUCUCAGUCAAGUUGAACCUGUAGAGCUGAACCAUGAAAAGCUCAUUUUAGAGAUUGCGCAUCUCAGAAGUCAACUUCAAGCUGAAAAACAAGCCAGGUCAGACGCGGAGAAUGCUGCUUCCGCGCUACACAGUAAGAUCAGACAGAUUCAAAGAUCCGAUUCCUCUUCUGACAUAUUCCGGCUCAAAUAUGAAGCCAGCGAACAGAGAGUAAAGUCGCUGGAGUCAAAAAUCACCUCUCAGGCUUUGAGAGACAAAACCAAUCUCACCAACGGUGAGAUUUUCAUCCAGCGAGGUAGCAUUUCAAAGUACGAAGAGGACCUGAAGCUCUACAAACUAGAAAAGUACAAGCUACAAGACCUUUUGGUGGAGUCCGAGAAGCAAAUAAAUAAUUUGAAAAAGGGAUUGAGGCAGUACCAAACUGAUAAGGCAGCUCUAGCAGAGGAGCUUGCGCGACUAAAAAAAGAAUUAGAUGUUUCUGAGAGGCAAAAUCGCCUGCUUUCAACAAGUUCGAAUAACCACAAAGUGCAAUACGAGAAUUGUAUUGAAGAUCUCCAUGCUACAGAAGGACAAUUGAAAGAAAUGAUUCACUGCUUGAGGGAAUCAGAGGCCGAUAUAAAGAUUAUGGCUUCCAUUGUGGAGAGGUUGAAAGCGCAAAAUAAGCAGAAGGAUAAACAACUAUGGGAAGUAGAGUCGCGCAAUAAUGAGCUCGAAUCAGAGGUUGAAGAGAAGAAUAUUGAUAUAAGCAAAUUACAGUCCCGAGUUCACAUUCUGAAUCAAGAUCUUGCUCAUUUCAAAGAUCGCGUCAGAACGGCAGGCGAUCAAAGGCAGCUGCUUGCUGAAAUCGAAAAUCUGAAAGCUGAGUUAAACUCUUCACUCAGAGCUGAAACGGAGUUGAAGAAAGAAAAUUCGUCAACAAGCUACACCUUAGAGAACGUUAAGAUCGAGUAUGACUCCAAGGUUGAGGAUCUGUUGAGGCAAAAUUCUCAUUACGAACAAGUCAUUGGUGGCCUGGUGGAUGAAAGGGACGCCGCUACAUCUGUUAGAGACGAGUUGCAAAGUUCCCUCACGAAGCUGCAAGGAAAAUUGGGAAGUCUUAACGAGUCCGUAACAAGUUUAUUAGAGGUGAAGCGUCAACUUGAGUCACAGCGAGAUGGCUUGAACGAUAAGUGUGACGAGAGUAGAGCGGCUCUCGAAAAACUAGCGGAAGAAAAAGAGAUGAUAACAAGUAAAAUCCAUUCUCUUGAGGAAGCCUUGCACCUUCAACAGCAACAAACUGAGCGAAAUGAAUCACUGGUCGAGCAACUGCAAUCUUCUUUGACAGACAACAAGUCGCAACUAGCGAUUGAGAAGGAUAAAAACAUUGUUUUACGUGAAGAGAAUUUAUCUUUGGGUAAGUCGAAUGAUCAGCUAAGGAGUACAUUAGGCGUUUUAGAAUCGAAGAUUGCCGACAAAACGGAACAGGAAGCCUGGAUCUCAAAGGUGCAGGAGCUGGAAGACCUUGUGACGCAAGAGUCUGACGCUAAGUUCGAAGAAAUCAAAAAAAACAAGGCCCUUCAACGAAUUGUUGAAGAACUGAAGGGGAUCAACAAAAAGCAAGCGGAUACUAUUGCUACCGCGAACACAAACCGAGAGGACUAUGUUCGAGAAAUUGCAGAAAAGCUGGAAAGAUUGGAAGUUUUGGAAAAUCAUGUUGCAAAGCAGGAAGUAGAUGGCAGAAGAAUAGAACGCGAUAGAGCGUAUCAGGAAGAACAGGUCCUCUAUUUGCAAAAAGAGCUUGACCUGUGGAAAGAAAAGUACAAUGAUUUAUCCAUGAGACGCAAAAGUAUAGACGCUCGUUCCAAUGAUGAAUUGUUUAUUUAG
Messenger RNA from Lachancea meyersii CBS 8951, 5580 nucleotides. The record is from the annotation of a GenBank genome assembly. Lineage: Eukaryota; Fungi; Ascomycota; Saccharomycetes; Saccharomycetales; Saccharomycetaceae.